Physella acuta is the source of this 963-nucleotide messenger RNA. RefSeq lists its product as uncharacterized. The record is from RefSeq and is a predicted model, not a curated record. Lineage: Eukaryota; Metazoa; Mollusca; Gastropoda; Physidae.
GAGACGUUUGUUUUGGUUAGACUUUGAUAUCAAGCAGCGAGCUGUUUGUUUUGGUUAGACUUUGAUAUCAAGCGGCGAGCUGUUUGUUUUGGUUAGACUUUGAUAUCAAGCGGCGAGCCGGCUGUUACUAUGAAGCUGUCUCUGCUAGCCCUCACACUAACGGUACUGGGUACACAGUUUUCAGGAUCCUUGACUCUACAUACACUAGACGAAUACUGCGCCAGAAAGCUGCCUGAUAACGAGCGAGUCAUCCCGAAAUUAAGUGUUUACCAGGUUAUCAAGUUCUGCAGUGACCCCAACGGCUACACUGAAUGUCUACUGGCGAGACGAAGCCAAACCCAACAGGACGAGACGUCAGCCGUUAAGCUCUUCGAAAAACAAUUUCCUAACCCGUAUGACCUGGAGAGUGCGGCCUACCUCUUUUGUACACAGGGGACGUUUCCGUUGAUCGAGUUCCUAAGAGAGGACUUCAAGCUCAGGUCUGACUGUGAAAAGGCCGCUGACACUCGGCAGUGUGAGAUCGACGCCACCUCAGCCGACAGACUUAAAGACCUGGAAGCAGCUUUUGCUGCCAACAAUCAGGCCGACAUUGAGAAACAUUCCUGCAAGCUGUCACUAGACUACAUGAAGUGCAUCCAGGCCCAGUACACCAAAUGUAACCCAAAAUACGACACGUUUUUCCUCUACAAGUUGGCUCGUCUUGGGCCGGCCUGUCUAUCGGAGCACAAUUUCCUCAACAAGCUAGUGACCACAGACCAGUGCAAGAGGCAGUACUCAACCAACGGGGGCGGAUCCUUUAGAACAGGGGUGUGGUCUUUCAGGACAUGGGCGUGGCUGGUGUUUGCAGCAGGCGUUCGGAGUGUUUACAAACAUAUCUAAACUUUGGCCACUUAAUUUUCGGCUAGCAUUGUAUGAAAUCUGGCCACUUUAUUUUUCGGCCAGAAGCUUCUUCAUGUCUUUUUU